This is a messenger RNA of Oldenlandia corymbosa var. corymbosa, 1845 nucleotides long. The record is from the annotation of a GenBank genome assembly. Lineage: Eukaryota; Viridiplantae; Streptophyta; Magnoliopsida; Gentianales; Rubiaceae.
AUGGUUUCGGCGGUGUGUGGUAAAGUAUUUCCUCUGUUUCAAUAUCAGCUCAAGCAUAUUUCUGACCCUCGGAAAUUCUCUCUACUGUCAUCAUCGUCAAAAAUGAAUACAGAAUUAUGGCUUUGCGGUAAAUCCGUGGCGGAGACUGAAUUAGCUCAAUCGCUGAAAACCAGCAACUGUCUGAAGCUUCCCGACGACGAAGCCGGUGGCAACAGUCCCGCUCUCUCGGUGCGACUGCAUUCGGAGACGGAAACGCCGCCGUGCGAGUUUCGGGUUAACGACUAUAUGAAUGCUCUUUCCACUUCAUGCUUCGGAAGAUUCUUAAUUUGCUCUCCCAGAUUAGGUUCCACUCACGACGUCGUAUCCCUCAAUUUUAGUGACUUGCCAGUUGGGGCAGCUUGUGUUGCAGAUGUACAGACGAAAGGCAGAGGUAGGUCAAAAAAUGUGUGGGAAUCUCCGAAAGGAUGCCUAAUGUUUUCCUUCACAAUACAAAUGGAAGAUGGCAGAGUUGUCCCACUUCUACAAUAUGUGAUUAGCCUAGCUGUAACAGAAGCGAUAAAGGAUCUUUGUCAACAAAAUGGCACAGCACAACUUGAUGUUAAAAUAAAGUGGCCAAAUGAUUUGUACUUGGACGGCCUUAAAAUAGGUGGGGUUUUGUGCACUUCAACAUACAAGUCAAAGAAAUUUAAUGUUAGUACUGGAAUAGGCUUGAAUGUUGGUAAUGAGAAACCAACCAUCUGCUUGAAUGCAGCUUUGCGAAAGCUGACUCCUGUGGCUUGUGAACUACAGCGAGAAGAUGUGAUGGCAGCUUUCUUUAAUAAAUUUGAGUAUCUGUAUGAUAUCUUCACUCAACAAGGAUUCCAAUCUCUUGAGGAUUUGUACUAUAAGUCAUGGUUACACAGUGGACAAAAAGUCAUUGUGCAAGAGAGAAUUGAUAAUCAAGACAAAGUUAUGGAAGAGUUGGUCACUAUUCAGGGUUUAUCAGUGUCUGGUUAUUUGUUAGCUACCUCAGAAGACGGUCGAACAUUUGAACUUCAUCCAGAUGGAAACAGGACCCCCAAUAAUCAACAGAGAAGGGAAAAUAAUCAGUUCAGAUUGGCAAAUUUAAGUGAAUUCACAAUAAUCAGUGGUAGGCUAGGCCCGUUCUCAUUUAACUACACAACACUAAUACCAAUACUUGCCCUCUUCUUCCUCGAUACCCCAAAACCCAUCAACGGUGGCUCUGGUUGCGCACACCCGGCGUCUGUUUUGUCCGGCCAUCUCCGGACCAGUCUUCUAGGUAUGGACACUCCAAAGCAAUCUGCUGAACCGGUGACUUUAUCUUCAAGCGAUUCUUCUGACGAUGAUGAUUUUAAACCACAGACAAAACGGUUGAAAUGCACUGAUGCGGCUGGAGAGAUUUUCAAACCAGAUUUCAAAUAUACUUCUGGAGAAGAUGUAUUGCUCAGAAAGGCUCGAAUGUACCAAGAAUACAUGAAAGUAAUCCCUGUUCCCACCAAGCGUGGUUCCGUAAUUCCCUUCACCUCAUGGAUCGGUUUAGGCUCAUCGAUCAAGCAACUGUACAAACAACCCCUCCACUACCUCACCAACAUUCACUUGAGAGAAUUAGACCAUUUGAGAAUCAGCCCACCAGGAGGCGAAGAAGAUAAUCGCCCGUUGGAUUCUGUUGUCUCUCCUGUAAAAGCCGAGGCCAGCAUCUGGCUUAUGGAAGAGGUUCAUCGGCUAUCUUCAUCACCUCAUCAUCUGGCUAAACUGUGGAGCAGUGAUAGGAUGUAUCAUGUUUAUAUUGAUCCAAUUUUUGCUGGGGAAAAGGGUUUGUCAUCCAGUAGAUUGGUUGUGCAGUAA